GAGAGAGAGAGAGAGAGAUAGAGAGAGACUAGAGGAGGAGACAGACAUACCUAUACAAGGUUGUAAUAUAGACCUGUCUGUACAUAUUCAAUAACUUUUAUUCACGGCAGGAUUAUUUUCUAUCAAAGAGCAGGGAGUACGUUGGUCCGUAUUAACGGCCGGAUUCGUUCGUUUCCGGUUCGGUCUCGUUUCUGUUGGAUCUUUAGUGUCUGGCUAGCGAGCACACUGCUAGCCGCAGCUAGCCGGAUAAAUCUCCUCUUUCCUAGGCCUCAAGAGCCCAUUAAACACAGAGAAUGGCAUUAAAACGAAUUCACAAGGAGCUGACUGAUUUGGGCAGGGACCCUCCAGCACAGUGCUCUGCAGGGCCAGUCGGGGAUGAUUUGUUUCAUUGGCAAGCGACAAUUAUGGGACCUAAUGACAGUCCAUAUCAGGGCGGUGUGUUUUUCCUGACUAUUCAUUUUCCUACAGACUAUCCUUUCAAACCACCUAAGGUUGCAUUCACCACAAGAAUUUAUCACCCAAAUAUUAACAGUAACGGCAGCAUCUGUUUGGAUAUUCUAAGGUCACAGUGGUCUCCUGCGUUAACUAUCUCUAAAGUUCUAUUGUCCAUCUGCUCGCUCUUAUGUGAUCCAAACCCAGAUGAUCCAUUAGUGCCAGAGAUAGCACGUAUCUAUAAAACAGACAAUGAAAAGUACAACAGAAUAGCUCGGGAAUGGACUCAAAAGUACGCCAUGUGAUACCUGGAUAUCAGACCAAUUUGCAGUAUAGCUGGAAAAAUCAAACUACAACCCCCCAACCCCCCCAACCUACCCUUAACGAAUUGACGGUUAGCCAUAUAUUCAGACCAUAUAAGUUCUGCCUGGUUAUUUUGCCCCCUUCGAUAUUCAUUCACGAGCUGUAAAAAGGACCCCACGACGUUGCGAAGAUCACCAGCUUUCUGUUCACAAAAAUGCUUGUGUCAAAAAAGCAUGUUUUCACUACGAGCUCAGAUGUUUUUUUAUUAAAAUAAAAAAUUAAAAACUUAAGAGAAAACAUUGGUCGCUUGUAACUCGUGCCACUGGCUAGAGGUGCUAUUUAAGAUAAAUAAAACAACAGUUUUACAGGUGCCAGCAAACUAUGGCUACGUUCACACCGCAAGCCUUAAUACUCGAUACAGAUUUAAGGAUAAGAUUUUUUUGUUGUUUGGCUGUUUUUUUAAUGUGGCUGAUAUCAGAUAAGGUCAGAUACACUUAUUGUUUACAAGUUAAGGUUUAUAAGGUGAUGUGAAUUCUGAUAUGACUGUUGAAGCUGAGGUUGCAUUGUAAAACAUUAGACAUGAUUCCAUGUGGUUUUUGCUGUUCACACUGUCAUGCAAAAAAAAAAAAACAGGUCUAAUUCACAUUAGAAUAAAAAUCAGAUUUUGACUGCAGUGUGAACGUAGCCUAUGAAAUCUGUUGGCUUUCAUGUUUUUAUAUGCUUUUACGAUAGCAAUGAGAACUAUGGUCUGUGAAAUAUAUUCUUGCUUAUAACUGACUGUUUCUUACCAAAUCAGUCACGUCAUUGUAUCAGCAGUUACGAAAAUAUAUAUUUUGCAUGUACUAAAGUAAUUGGUCUGUGGUCUGCCAAAGAUGAAUAUCUGCAGACGAUGUUAAGCAAAUACACGUCCACUUUUAGAGUCUGAGAACUUAUUUUGUUACUCUUUUUCUCUCCUGUUUUUGAUGUUUUUAGAACGGGGAGCUAUUAGUUUGUCUAUCCUCCUAAACACACUGUUCUCUCAUUGCACUGAAUAUAUACGUGAUCGAAAGCUCUUGAUGGACGACUGAUCAACUAAUAGCUCUUCUAGCUGUUGAUUUUUGUUCGCUCAAUAAAGUUGAUAAACAAU
Molecule: messenger RNA, 1861 nt
Organism: Misgurnus anguillicaudatus (oriental weatherfish)
Lineage: Eukaryota; Metazoa; Chordata; Actinopteri; Cypriniformes; Cobitidae
Gene: ube2d2l
Product: ubiquitin-conjugating enzyme E2D 2 (UBC4/5 homolog, yeast), like
Source: RefSeq, a predicted model, not a curated record